AUGGAAGCUGAUUAUUUGAGUUACAAAAAGUUUCUGAAAUUCUUCUCGACUCGUAUGGUACAAACGUUAAUUCAGGCAAGACUCGGAGAUGAAAUUGAAUCAAAAUGUUCUCCAUACUCGAAGAAUACAUUGGAUUGGUUCAAUGUGCGAGUCGAUGAAGUCGGAGAAAUCAGUGCGUAUAUCAAAUCGAACAUCAAAAACUAUCCACCGGUCAGUAAAUUGACUCUGGAAUUCUUUUUGUAUACUCCAAGUGGACAAUGUCUUCCUGUGGAAGCAUGGACUUUAACAGUGACAGAAGGAUCUGAGGAUAGUGGAAGAACGGAACUUUAUCAUGAAAUGAGCACUCUUCUUCGGUCCGUAAUAGUCUCUGCCAGAAUGACACCAAUGCAUCGAUUGUAUGUUAAAAAACAGAAUCAGGAAAGCUUUGUUAUCAUGUUCAGAGUUUUUGAAAACGAUGUUUCAUCAGACAUGGGAAAAGGAAAAAAGACGAGAAAAAUUGGAGAGUUGACUUCGAAGUUUGGAACAAUCAGUUUGGAUCUUCAUUAUCGAACUUCUAUGCAUUUUGAGGAACCUGAAAUUGCUCCAAUUAUACCACCAGAAAAUGAGGAAGAAAUGGAAGAUGGAGAAAAAACGGUUGUGGAUGAAACAACUCUACAAACGAGACCUGUUUCUGAAGCUGUUCCAAUUCAAGAUAUGAAAAAAAGAAAAGCCAGUGGAAGUGUGGAAUCCAGCGGAGGGAGCUCAACUUCUCGAGAAACUGCUCCUCGUUUCAUUCUUGGACAGUCGACGUCGAGUGAAGAUUCUCGUCACUCUGACAUUGGGAAUUCGAUGGAAGAAGAUCAUAAACCAUCACUUGCAGAUCUUCGCAAUCAUUCAUUCCCAUUUGUAAAUCUUCUGCAAUCUGCCUACAAUCCAGCAAAUGGAACUAAAAAGAAUUCGUCUUCAACUAGUCUCAGUAAGGAUUUCGAUCCUAAUCUUUUGGAAGCUGACUCUCCAAAACCUGAAGAUGUCCCACCCCCAAGUGUGGAGAAAGUUGCUGAAAGUUUCCGUGCCGCUAAAAUCGACGAAGUGGUUUUGGAGGAGGACGAAGAAGAAGAGUUGCCGAUUGAUUCCAUGGAGCUCAGCGAAGAUUCUUUCGUACAUUUCAAUCAAAUAUCGGAAUUCGGCGGUGCUCCAAGUCUUGGAAACGAACUGGGAGACUAUUUGAAACAAUUGAAACUUGCUCCUGAUAUGUCAACUCCAGGCGAUAUUGACAUUUGCAAUAUGGAUUUGAAAUCGGAGCUCGAGAAAGUGAUUGCCUCAUCCGCCAACUUUGACCAUUUUCUGAAGCAUGUCAAUUCAUUUUCCGACGAGUAG
This is a messenger RNA of Caenorhabditis briggsae, 1356 nucleotides long. It is a transcript of the gene Cbr-atg-13, whose product is annotated as Protein CBR-ATG-13. Gene Ontology annotation, biological process: autophagosome assembly; protein localization to phagophore assembly site; piecemeal microautophagy of the nucleus. The record is from RefSeq and is a predicted model, not a curated record. The coding region runs from base 1 to 1356 and encodes 451 amino acids. The transcript is spliced from 7 exons. NCBI's taxonomy places the organism in Eukaryota, Metazoa, Nematoda, Chromadorea, Rhabditida, Rhabditidae. Gene Ontology annotation, cellular component: phagophore assembly site; extrinsic component of membrane; Atg1/ULK1 kinase complex.